Molecule: messenger RNA, 5055 nt
Organism: Colius striatus (speckled mousebird)
Lineage: Eukaryota; Metazoa; Chordata; Aves; Coliiformes; Coliidae
Gene: MIEF1
Product: mitochondrial elongation factor 1
Exons: 5
Coding region: 93-1487 (464 amino acids)
Biological process (GO): positive regulation of mitochondrial fission; mitochondrion organization
Cellular component (GO): mitochondrial outer membrane
Source: RefSeq, a predicted model, not a curated record
CCGCUUUCUUGAACAAGUCUGCAAAGUCCUCCCACAGGCACACCAGGAGAACUCUCCUGUUCUCAUUACAAAUGCAUUAGGCCACAGGUGCGAUGGCGGGCGCUGGGCAGCGCAAGGGCAAGAAGGACGACAAUGGCAUCGGCACAGCCAUCGACUUCGUGCUGUCCAACGCGCGGCUGGUGCUGGGCGUGGGCGGCGCGGCCAUGCUGGGCAUCGCCACGCUCGCCGUCAAGCGGAUGUACGACCGAGCCAUCAGUGCUCCCAGCAGCCCCACUCGCUUGAGCCAGUCGGGAAAGAGAAGCUGGGAAGAGCCGAACUGGCUGGGCUCCUCCUCCCGCUUGCUGAGCCAGGACAUGAAGACCAACCUCAGCCGCUCCCUGCAGACCCUCCCCACGGAUCCCUCGGCCGCAGACACAGACUUCUUCCGACCCACCAAGCCCAAGCCGCCCGCCAAGAGGAGCCAAAUGGAGCUGAAGAAAUCCCGCCUCCGUCUGUCCCUGCAGGAGAAGCUGUUUGCCUAUUACCGGCGGAAGGUGGCCAUCCCUGCAUCGGAGCAGGCCCGCGCCAAGCAGGCGGCCGUGGACAUCUGCGCCGAGCUGCGCAGCUUCCUGCGCGCCAAGCUGCCCGACAUGCCCCUGCGCGACAUGUACCUCAGUGGCAGCCUCUACGAUGACCUGCAGGUAGUGACAGCUGACCACAUCCAGCUUAUCGUGCCUCUGAUGCUGGAGCAGAACCUGUGGUCGUGCAUCCCCGGGGAGGACACGAUCAUGAACAUUCCUGGCUUCUACUUGGUGCGUCGGGAAAACCCAGAGUACUUUCCCCGUGGGAGCAGCUACUGGGACCGCUGUGUGGUGGGAGGUUACCUUUCCCCCAAAUCCGUAGCGGACACCUUUGAGAAAGUUGUAGCUGGCUCCAUCAACUGGCCGGCGAUCGGGAUUCUCUUGGAUUACGUGAUCCGUCCGGCAGCUCCCCCGGCAGAUCUGACGCUGGAAGUCCAGUACGAUCCGGACCGGCGCCUCUUCAUUGACUUCCUGCCGUCGCUGACGCUGGGCGACGUCGUCCUCGUGGCCAAACCCCAUCGAUUGGCCCGCAAUGACAAUUUAUGGCGACUGAGCCUGCGGCCGGCGGAAACGGCUCGCCUCCGGGCCCUGGACCAGGGCGAUUCUGGCUGCCGUUGCUUGUGCCUGAAGAUCUUAAAAGCUGUCUGCAAGUCAAACCCGGCCCUGGGUCACCUCACUGCCAGCCAGCUCACCAAUGUCAUCCUCCACCUCUCGCAGGAAGAGUCCGACUGGUCCCAGGACAUGUUGGCCGAUCGCUUCCUGCAGGCGCUGAAGGGGUUGAUCCGUUACUUGGAGGCAGGUGUCCUCCCCAGUGCUCUGAACCCCAAGGUGAACUUGUUUUCAGAGCUCACCCCCGAAGAAGUGGAUGAGUUGGGCUAUACCCUCUACAGCUCUCUGUCAGAGCCAGAGGUCUUGCUGCAGACGUAAUGGGGCCUUACCUAGGGAAGCGUGGGUAGGAUUUAGCCAAGGUGGACUUUGGUUACUACAAAAUACGUCUCCUCCACUCCUCUCUCCGUGUCUCCUGUUUGUUCACUAUCCUUCCCUGCUGUGGAGCUGGUGCUCCCACUGAAUUUCUUGGUGCUACUGGUCCAUUUCCACCAUCUCUGCCCAGACAGGUACCCAUUGGCUAGGGAAAAGAGGCUAAAACUGCAGCUCUUAAGAUCUUUGCACAAAUUCUGCCGAUGUUUAAGGGUCUACCAAAAAAAAACACCCCGACAACCAAACUAUGCACUUCUUUCUCCUGUAGUAUCCUUACUGCAGCGAGUUCACUUUGGUCUGAAGAAGGUGGAACUGGGCUGGUAAAUCCAGCAACAAUUUUAGCAGACUUGUGUUGAGAUCCUUUCCCUUCCUCCAGUCUGACUCUGCACCACGUUUCUUUACCACAGUGUCUGACUUUCCUCUUGUGGGGUUUUUUUUGUCCUUUUGACACAGUCAUGCAGGGCAGACUGAGCGAGAUGUUUUUGGUAGGGUCAGGUUUUUUGUAUUUCUGAGUGGAUAGUGGUCAUCCUGCAGUAUUUAGGACUGUAGAGCGUGGAGAAUGCCAGCUGAGUUCAGGAGUAAGGGCUGGAAGCUUAGUCCUGUCUCCUGCAACACAGCCUCCAGCAUGGGCAAUUCUCACUGAAGCUGGUAAAGGGGAGGAAGAAACCUUUGUGGUCUGGCCAUUGCGAUGAGGCCGAAGGGACAGGGCUUGCCAUUCCUGCUUAGCCAGAUCUGCUGGGUGUUGCUGGUGGGAACGGCCCUGGGAAUGGAGAAUGGGGCGGCUCCUUAGAUGUCUCUGGCCUAAAGGAAAAGAGGCUGAUGAUGGGGGAGCAGUGGGAGACACAUGGGAACGGGGAGUUUUGGGGUUUUUUAGUCUUUUCCCCAAGAGCUUAUGGCUGUUCUGGUUUAUAGGGGCUGGAAGCAAGACCGCAUGCCUCUGUAGUAAGCACGCCUAAGCCAGAUUCUCACCAGCUGUAAGUCUGUGAGGGUGACAGGACUGAACUGGUGUCAUCAGCAAGGUUGUCCCCCACACGCUGAUAGCAGGGUGCAUCUGCAAAGCUGGCACUUAGAGAUAUGUUGGCUUUGCCAUCUGCUCUCAGUGUGUUUUACUUCCCAGCCACCUCAGAACUGAGGGCGCCCGAUCCCUUCCUCAUUCCCACGUGCUGACUUUCUAGCACUCCCAGUUUACAAUUACUCUUGGAGAGCUGGUGAGGGCACACCUUCCCAUUCUGUCUGUCUGGACCUGUUGGUAGUGCAGUUCUGCCCACUCCUGUUCAGGGCUGCUGCCAGGCCAUCCUCCCUUUGGCUGCCCUCCCAUCUGCUGCUGGACUGCAGUAUGGGUUUCGGGCAGGCAGCUGUUGGUAUCUCCUAAACUAGCCACAAUAGACUUUAUACCCUCCAUUAAGCCUUCUGGCCUCCUGCCUUCAAAAAGGGGGAGAGAAGGUAUCCUCCCAAGUCUGGGGCAGUGUCUCUCUAAAGACCAGCACAGCUACUGUUACAGAAACGUACUUGCCUUUUCCCAGCUUCAGCACCCCUUUUUUCCCUCUGCUGUCCAGCCUCCCUAGCCAAUGCAGAGGGGCACUGCAGCAGCAGAGUUUGGAGGCAGCAGGAAUCCUUUUCUUCUCCCUUCCUCUCAGGACUCUACCUGUCCCUCCCCCCCCCCCCACACACACUUAGACAGAGAAGUUUCGAGAUGAGUUUCAAGAGUGGAACCACAGAGGGGAGUCAUUAGCCCUCGUUUUCUUUUCAGAAGCAGCGCUGGUGAGACGAGGGGAGGGAGCAUCUUUCUCGGACAAUCCGUCUGUUUUAGCCAACGUGUCAGAUAUAAUUCCUUACACAAUGAUAACGCCACAUUGCAUUUUAAAUUAUUUAAUCCUUAGGGUACUGGUAUUUUGUAGAGUGCCAGAUGUGUACUUUGAGGUUUGUGUGUGUACUUAAAGCCUGUAGUCUAUACAAGGUUAGCAGAAACUCCCUUUGUACGAUUUUGUGUUUUGUAAGUUUUGCAGCAGUCAGUGUUGGUCAGCUGUCAAUUGCUCUUCACUCUGGUUCUCAGAUUAUUUUUUUCUCCUCUUCCUUUCCCUGCCCUCCACUACCUUUCUGAUAUCAACCUUCCUACCCUAAAAGCAGACAGAUGAGACUCGGAGCCUAUAGGCUACUGGGGGGGGGGAAAUUCCCCUUUUCAUUACUUGAAGGUCAACAAAAAUAUUAAAAUAUCUGGGUUGUCAGGAGUUCCCCACGAGUUCAUUUCUUCAGUGUGAUCUCACCCCUCACUUGGUGCUGACUCCAAUACCAUGGUCUCGAGCAGCAUCGUGGUUUGGAAUGAUCAAAACUAUGGGUACAAAAAAAGAAAGGUGAGCCACGAUCAGGAGGCGGCCACUGUGUGAGCUGACUCGAGAGAAGUUUGCCACAUACAUAUCCGUGUACGGGAUUUUGUACGUGAAUGCUUGUACUUCUUCCUGGCAACCUAAUGAGUUAAUAUUUUCUGGCCGUUUCUCGCUGCUAUUGAGCUCGAUUUGUGUAUCAAAUGGAGUCUGAAGCUGCCUUUUUUUGCCUCUUCCGUAGACUUUGCUCCACGUCACUUGAAUGGCUUCCGUGGUUUCUUCCCUUCAGUUUGUCCCUCCCCUGAGCAGCCUCAGGCCUGCUCUCAGGAGGCAAAUGCCCGCUGCCGACGGGCAGCUGCUGCAGCGGGCAGCACCUGCCCUGGCAGUGGCAGGCUCAGCAAAGGCCAAAGAUGUAGCAGGUCACAGGGACACUCUAACCAGGAGGAUUUCAAGAGCAGGGUCAGGCACAAAGGGCAACAGAGGCCGGGAAGGGGGAGUAGCCUAAAUAUGCAGGAAACUUACACUAAUGCCAUACCCAGCCUGUGGGUCAGACAGAACGUUGCAGAGUCUCUCACACCGGCACCUUGCAGUAUUAAAUGCAGUACACGUGUUGAUGUACGGCCCGGAGGGCUGCCUUACCGAAAGGGAGGCUCCUUCCUAGUCAAAGCUGUCGCACAGAGCGGGAGAAACUAAAGCUGAAUGUGAAAGGGCAGCUCCUGGCCACCUGCCUGGCAGAGCAGCUCAGAGACAAAUUGAUUGUAAGAGGCCCAGAGCGUGUGUUUGGUUGGGUGCUGCCUGGGCUCCAAGAACGCCUUGGAGUGUUCUGCUGUAGCUUACCUCACACGAGCUUCCCACCAGAUUGGCAUCUUGUUCCCUGUAACCACAGGGCGAGGACCAACUUGCUCAGCUGCAGGGUUUCGCUGCUGCUGAGCUCCACUGCUGAUCCUUCAAGUCAGAUGGAUUUCUUUCCCGGUGUUUAAAAGCAAUCCUGGAAACAAGGGGGUGCAUCCUAUCGAGCUGCCAGCAGGGCCCUCACCCUUAGCAUGUGAGUACUCACAGGUGAGAAGUGAAGAGAUGAUGCCCCAUCUCUCCCAGGCCUGGAAGCUGUGGAUUUGCAAAGGGGAAAGUGAAAGUCUAAGUGCAUAGUCUGUGACAGAGUGCGUGAAAUAAUGAAAUAAAAUGACUUUCCACAGUAA